Molecule: messenger RNA, 1985 nt
Organism: Paecilomyces variotii
Lineage: Eukaryota; Fungi; Ascomycota; Eurotiomycetes; Eurotiales; Thermoascaceae
Product: putative mRNA splicing factor
Exons: 2
Coding region: 64-1800 (578 amino acids)
Biological process (GO): mRNA splicing, via spliceosome
Cellular component (GO): catalytic step 2 spliceosome
Molecular function (GO): mRNA binding; protein binding
Source: RefSeq, a predicted model, not a curated record
CCCUCUCGUCCUCGUCGCACUUUGCAAUAACGGCGAGCUGCGUCGCAUAUUCAUUCGCAGAUCAUGGCUUCUUUACUGGGAGCCGAUUAUGACUCGUCCAGUGACGAUGAAGUCAAGAAGUCCGUUCCGGCGGUAACAGCAGCGACCAAAGUUGUCGCGGCGCCAGAUGUCAACGUAGAGGAUCAAGCGCACAUGCAGAUGAUGCUCGCUAAUACGUCAUCACAAGCCCUGACUUAUAACGCGACAUACGAUGAUCUAUCUCGGCCGUCUCAGGGGCCUGCGAACCCUUUUCGACCAGCUGGGUCGGGUAACGGCCUCAAGCGCAAGAAUGUACCGACUGGGCAUGCCGAAGAAACUGCGAUCAGUGAGGCGACUUUCCGUGAGCAGCACCGGACAUUUCAGAGUUUGGGCUACACGCGCGACCCGACGAGGCCAGGCCAGUUUGUUGGAAGCCUUGAGAGUGCCGCGCAACAUGGCGGGAAAGACGUGGUGCAGAUGAAGCCCUCGAAAGAGGUCUCUGCAGCCUUGCGAGCUAAGAGGCAGAAGAGGGGUGAUCCGAGCAUCGUCGAAGGAGAGGGCGCCUAUCUGGGUCCGUGGGCCAAGUACGUCGACGACGACCAGGUCUAUGAAGAAGAAGCUGCAGAGGCUGGCCAGGAGCUAGCUAGUGACGAGGAAUACGUCGAGGAAUUACUUGCUCCGACAGAUGCUGCUCCUAUUCCCAAAGAAGCAACGGAUUAUCAUGAUGACUCGUCGCAGACGGAGACAACAGAGUUCCACGGUUCUGAACAGUUCGAUUAUCUGGGAAGGACGUAUAUGCAUGUCCCGCAGGAUCUGGAUGUCGAUCUGAAGAAAGAGCCCGGGAGUGUCAAAAACUACGUACCGAAGAAGCUUAUCCAUACCUACAAGUCUCAUACAAAGGCUAUCACAUCCCUGCGCUUCUUCCCCAAUUCGGGUCACCUAUUGCUGUCUUCGGCUGCAGAUGGAAAGGCGAAGCUAUGGGAUGUUUAUCACUCACGGGAGCUGCUGCGAACAUUCUCUGGUCAUUCUAAGGCGAUCACGGAUACGAAUUUCCACCCGACAGGCACAACGUUCCUUACCGCUUCGUACGAUAGACAGAUCAAGCUCUGGGAUACGGAAUACGGCAAGUGCUUGGGACGCUUCUCGACAGGAAAGACACCCCAUGUUAUCCGAUUCAACCCCGAUCCUGAACACUCGCACGAGUUUCUUGCCGGUAUGUCGGAUAAGAAGAUUGUUCAAUUCGAUACACGAUCGGGCGAGCUCGUCCAGGAAUACGAUCAUCACCUUGCCGCCAUCAACACGAUCACAUUCGUUGACCAGAAUCGGCGCUUCAUAUCCACCUCUGAUGACAAAUCCUUGCGUGCUUGGGAGUACAAUAUCCCUGUCCCAAUCAAGUUCAUCGCCGAGCCUUAUAUGUACGCUCUAGUGCGUGCAGCACCACACCCCAACGGAAAAUAUGUCGCCUUCCAAUCUGGAGAUAACCAGAUUGUCGUCUACGCAUCGACCGACAAGUUCCGCCAGAACCGCAAGAAGAGUUUCCGCGGACAUAACAAUGCCGGAUAUGCGAUCGAUGUGUCGAUCUCGCCAGAUGGCCAGUUUGUCACCUCUGGAGAUAGCGGUGGCUACGUGUGUUUCUGGGACUGGAAGACGGGCAAGAUGUAUCACAAGAUCCAAGCCGGAGGAAAAGAAGGCCAGGCUGUCACCUGUGUUGACUGGCAUCCACAGGAGACGAGUAAGGUCGCUACGGGUGGUCUGGAAGGAGUCAUCAAAUACUGGGAUUGAUUUUUAUUUUGGGGGGUUCAUAAUAAGAACCAGAAAUCCUGUUGUUUAUUGCAUCGUCACGAAUCCGGGUGAUGAACGUUUGCUUUUCUUCAAUCUGUCACUGGCGUGUAUGCCUGCAUUCCCCUGUAAAGUUAGAUAAAUAGGCUGAAGGUGAUAUCACCAAGAAUAUCAGAUACUGGUUGGGA